Molecule: messenger RNA, 4047 nt
Organism: Lytechinus pictus (painted urchin)
Lineage: Eukaryota; Metazoa; Echinodermata; Echinoidea; Temnopleuroida; Toxopneustidae
Exons: 3
Coding region: 121-624 (167 amino acids)
Source: RefSeq, a predicted model, not a curated record
UUAAGAUGUUACAAAUGUGAUACCGAAUCUUCAUGUCAAUCACCUGAGCAGAAGACGUGUGACGAUGACUUUGACGCAUGUGUACUAAAGACAACAUGGAAAGGUGAUUUAUACAGAGAAAUGGCGAUGUAUCGUUACUGCGGCUACGCUUCGGAAUGCCCACGGACAUCCACAGACAGGACACCUAGCUGCAACCAAACAGAGGACACACUUACCUGUACAAUGUGCUGUCAAGAUGCGGACUUCUGCAACAAUGGUGGAGAAGGAAAGAUACUUCGACCGCCACCAUACCCACCCGUACCCACGCCAUUGGUGAAACGAUUAGCGGAAAACGUGUGCACCCCCGAGGGCGAGUCGCCCACGUGCGCGACGUCUAUGUCGUGGACAGAAGAGAGCACGGUCGUCAAUGUACUGGCCGUAUGCGGAGAGCCCGCCACCAACGAUGUACCAUACACACUAACAAGUAGUGACAAUGCUUGUACGAACAAUAACGAAGAUGAUACUGGAUUCUGCGUUACAUGCUGUACUGACGGAAAAUGCUCAGGCUCUACGUCAACUAGCCAAUCAGCGAUACCUUUACUCAUUCUCGCCUGCUCAUUGGUCAGAUGGCUCUUUAUAUCAUGACACCAUUGUGACGUACUUGUAAUAUUUAAUGACAAAACUCAUGCGGAACCACCGAUAUUUUCAACGCUUUCUUAUAACUGAUGUUUCAUAUCGAUAUAGCAGUCUCUUUUUUAUUCUUCAUCAAAGGACUUGCUCCAAGCAUUGUUACGCCGUUGACAAACUGAAUGGAAGAGAAAAAGUUUGUCAAAUACAGGUUUUGGUGAUCUUUUGGAAUUCGUCAAAUUUAGCUUUAACUCGCAUAUCAAAUAUCAUUCUUUGGAGGAGCCAGGAUGCAGGCCUACUUGACAAAUAUUGUUUUUAAAAAUGUAUAAAUCUAUGAAUAUGAUAGAUCUUAAGGGAAUAUUCGUGAAAUAUACAUUCGGAACUGUAGGUGUGCCCAGAUAUAUAUCCUUCUUGAUUCUUAAGACGGAGUGCAUCUGUCGCAAACGCGUGGAACUAAAGGCUCGGUCACACCGCCCGAAUUUUGUUGGAGCGUUCCUUGAACGGUAGGGAGAGGGGCCGAAUUUCAACAACGCUCGUCACCGCGCAGAAAAUGUGGGAAAAAUCGAAAACACGGGCGUUGCCUGAGCAGGUGCACCACUGAAGCGGGCAAACCAUAGUUCAUCACCGCAAUGGAUCGCUGCUUGAACGACCGACACCAUUCUAGCAAUCCCGUGUCCGCUCGUAAAACGCUUACAACCGCUCCACCAAAGUUUGUGCAUCGUUUAAUUACCGCCCGGGCAAAGCAGCGGUGGUCCAGCGUUCAAGAUUUGUGCGUUGGUCUAGCGAACCCAAGCGUCCACGAACUUGCGUCUAGCGGCGCCAAACUUUGACUGGGCGUUGUUGGAGCGGUGGUGAACUUUGCCAGAGCGGAAAACUGCCCGCUCCUUACCGCUCGCAAUGUUUCGUGCAGCUCAAAACUUUCGGAGCGACCCUCAGCAGUGGCGGAGCGUAUACGGCGUUGCCUUAAUUAUUAACGCGGGCGAACUUCUGUUAAACGGUGGUAAUGAUUUUUUUUUCACCGCUCCAGGAACGCUCCAGCAAAGUUCUGGUGGUGUGACCAGGCCUUUUUCGUCGUUGAAUGCAGCUUGACUCUUAAUUUGUUAAUUAUUGAUUUUAUAGCAAGUACUGUGCAGUAUAAACACUGGGUUUUUUUUCGAGUGUAUUCGUGCUGAUAAAAGGAGGGUAAGGUAUCGACAAAUAUGAUGAUGCAGUUGACUUGAUGAUUAUGACGGUGAUGGUGGUGAAGACAAUAUGAUGAUGACGAGGAUGACUAUGAUGAUGAUGAUGAUGAUGAUUUUGGCGGUUGUGGUAAAGGUGAUAGUGUUGGAGGUGGUGAUGUUGAUGGUGGUGAUGAUAAUUUCGCUGGUAAUAGUGAUGAUGACGAUGAUGAUGGUGGUGAUGAUGAUGAUGAUGAUGAUGAAGAUGAUGAAGAUUAUGCCGAUGAUGACGGUGAUCUUGAUGAUAUUAAUAGAGUAAGAAAGAUUUUUUUUAGAUGUUUGGCGAUGACCGUGACAUCGCAGAAGUGUAUAGUAGGGAAAAUAUUAUGCUGCCAGUCUUUACGUUGUAUGGCUGAAUUAGAUAGAAAUUUAUAGUAUAAAUAAAUAUGCAAAUAAGAAAGUGUUGUUUGAAGAAUAUGUUCGACUUCCUAUGAAUUAAAUGCUAUCCUCUGUAUUAACGCAGUGAUGAAAAUGGUUUAAUGUAAAACAAUAAUAAUUUGUACGAUGUUUAGUGUUAAUUGAAACGCAGUAAAGAAAAAUAACCCCAUUUUAAUCUGGGAUGAUGUAUAGGUGUAUGAUAUAUUCAUAUAUGUAUAUUGGUCAAAAAUUGCUGUUACCUACCGAUAAUUAAAAUCACUGUGCUAUUUCUAUAUGCUUAUAAAUUUUUACGCCAACCCUAUUUUCUCGUUAUCGCGGCAUUAUGUGAAAACAUUUCGCCCUAAGCAGUAUCAGUUUUUAUAUAUGAAAUGACAACGGAGAACAGAGCAAUAAUACGUUUUGUAUAAAUUUCAAUUAUAGACAAGGGAAUAAAACAGAAUAUAAUCAAACUAGUACAAUAAGAUAUGCCCGGGACUCUGUGGAUUUGCAAAUGUAAAUUUAUUAAGCAGUAAGUUUUUAUAAACAAGUGGAAUGCCUCUGGCCGUCUCACCUGCAUCACGCGAUUCAAUAUAGCAGCAGUGCUGAUUUUGAAAACUACUAUAACUCGCACAAGAUGUUCAGUGAUACUUGGUUACUCUUAUUUCCACGUUUUAUGAACUAGACCAAUACACUUAUAGAGAUAUGAUGGCAAUUCAACAAAUACCCCCAACAUGGCCAAAGUUCUUUGACCUUACAUGACCUUUGACCUUGAUCAUGUGACCUGAAACUCGCACAGGAUGUUCAGUGAUACUUGAUUACUAUUAUGUCCAAGUUUUAUGAACUAGACCAACACACUUUCAAAUUUAUGGCUGUAAUUCAACAAAUACCCCAAUUUGGCCAAAGUUCAUUGACCCUAAAUGACCUUUGACCUUGAUCAUGUGACCUGAAACUUGCACAGGAUGUUCAGUAAUACUUGAUUACUAUUAUGUCCAAGUUUCAUGAAUCAGAUCCAUAAACUUUCAAAGUUAUGAUGGUAAUUCAACAGAUACCCCCAAUUCGGCCAAAGUUCAUUGACCCUAAAUGACCUUUGACCUUGGUCAUGUGACGUGAAACUCAUGCAGGAUGUUCAGUGAUACUUGAUUAACCUUAUGUAUAAGUUUCAUGAACUAGGUCCAUAUAUUUUCUAAGUUAUGAUGACAUUUCAAAAACUUAACCUUAGGUUAAGAUUUUGAUGUUGAUUCCCCCAACAUGGUCUAAGUUCAUUGACCCUAAAUGACCUUUGACCUUGGUCAUGUGACAUGAAACUCAGGCAGGAUGUUCAGUAAUACUUGAUUAACCUUAUGGCCAAGUUUCAUGAACUAGGUCCAUAUACUUUCUAAGUUAUGCUGUCAUUUCAAAAACUUAACCUCAGGUUAAGAUUUGGUGUUGACGCCGCCGCCGCCGUCGCCGCCGCCGUCGCCGUCGCCGCCGCCGUCGCCGUCGCCGCCGCCGCCGCCGCCGCCGUCGGAAAAGCGGCGCCUAUAGUCUCACUCUGCUAUGCAGGUGAGACAAAAACGGCUUGUGUUUUAUCAUUGUAUCUUUUUCAAUGAUUACUUCAGACAACAUCUUCAUCAUUUGUAUGGUCGAUCGAUUGCACAGGGAGUGUUUGUUUCACAUGUUCUAGGUUAGUAAUGAAUUAGAGGAUUAGAUAUCAUAUAACCAUUGUAUAUAAACAGAAUAUUUAUACCUACGACUUUGUAUAUAAUUUUUAUACUGGUGAUAAAAUCAUGAAUAUUUAUGGAUAAACAUGAUAUAGAUCGUGAUGUAUUAAAAAGGCAUGUAUUACUUUGAAAUUUUGCUACAAGAAUAGAAUAAAUACAAUAACCAA